Molecule: messenger RNA, 3793 nt
Organism: Caenorhabditis angaria
Lineage: Eukaryota; Metazoa; Nematoda; Chromadorea; Rhabditida; Rhabditidae
Source: the annotation of a GenBank genome assembly
AUGGGCGACGAAAUGCACAAUCAGACACUUCAAGAAGUCCUCGAUGUAGAAACAUAUAUGGAAGAGAUAAAGGUAUUUUUCGAAAGUUCUUCAACAAAGUCUUAUAUUCGAUUUCCAGACCGUUGAUUAUAUUCCGAAACGAAGUGCAAAUGCUGGAGCAAGAUUUAUCUGUCCUUAUGGAUGUAGUAAACUAAUAGCAUUAAGAACUAUAGAUUAUCAUAAAAACAAUGGGGUUUGUCGAAUUCUCGUGGUGUAUAUUUUUAAUUUGUUAAUUUUAGUGUGGCCGUCAAACAAAUGAUUCGCUCAAUGCUCACCCAGAUUUGAAGAAACGUUAUUAUUGUUGUGGAGUUUGUUACGCCGAAUUUGUCACACGAAUUGAGUUCCACGCACAUUUGAAAUUCGAUCAUGAUGUGCAUCCAGAAGUUCAUCAAUUAUCAUUCAAAGAUCGUCAAUUGUUUGAUGUAAGUUUUUGAAACUUUCAUCCAAUUUUUCAUCAUGGAAAUUCAGCGCUUCGUUCGAUGGAUUGAACAAGAAGGCGGAGCACAUUUUCGACACAAAUCCGGCGCAAAAAGACGAGGAAGAGGAAAAGGAAUAUUCAUGGCUUGUAAUCGAAGUGGAUACGUCAAUUCAGCAGCCGAAAAAAUAAAACCAGAUCGUACUGGACCUUUCAGGCUUGGUUAUUCGUGUUGCGCAUAUAUUCAUGCCACAGAACACGAUGAUGGGUGAGUGAAUAUUUCAAUUAUUGUAAAUAUAUUUUUUUAAAUUUAGAACGGUUUCUGCUGAAGUUUGCUGUGAUCAUUAUGGGCAUGAUGCUCGAAUGCGGCUUCCAAAUGUACGUUGAAAUUUUCUUGAGUGUAAAAAACAUUAUUUUUUUAGAUAAUUAAAUAUAUAAUUGCUCACAAGCAAUUGGAUGGUGAACAACCUCAAGAAAUUAUCGGAUAUCUUCGUCGACAUUUCAUGAAUUUCUCCCACGAAAAUAUUUACGCGCAACGAAUUUGUUUUGUCGAUAUUGAAGAGCUCAAGGCAAUAUAUUCAGCAAGCACAAAACGAUGGGAACAAGCAGGAAUUCCACAAAAAUGUGAAGUUUGGGAAGAGGAGUUGCUCGAUCAAGCUGGAAUUGUGAGAGAAGGUGUGCCACGAUUAAGAGAAUAUACUGAGAAAACGACAUCGCAAUUAGCAAAUGAUGAAAAUUGGCCAAGGCCACGUGUAUUUGUCGCAAAAAUCAGAUCUAAUGAGGGAGUUUUAGUUCCAUUAGAAGUUCGAAAUGAGAUGUUACAACAAACAAUGCAAGAUCCUGCUGAAUAUGAUGCUGUUCACAAUCAUCAACAUCAUAAUGAAUCACAAUAUGUUGAUAUUGAAAUGGAUGAAUAUGUUGAAGAAAGUUAUGAACAUCAAAAUUAUGCCGGAGAUGAUAGAAAAGUUCAACGUACCGAAGAUGUUUUCGAACCAAAUAAUGGACAAUUAUUGUGAGUUUAAUAGAAAUUAGAAAUGAAAUAAAUGUGAACAUAAUUUUUAUUUAAAAUUGCUACGUGAUAGGUCACGCUUUAAUUCAUUUUAUUAAUUGAAGUUUUCUCAUCAUACAUGUUUUACCCCUGGAUUUAUCCAGGGUUGCGGUCUUACUAACUCCGAAAAAAAUUUGAGGUCCUACUAACUUUUUUUUUGAAAAUCGAUUUUUUUGAAAAUUUUUUUAAUUAGUUAUCAUCAUAAAGUUUUGAACAUGAAAUAAUUUUUCGAUUUCAAAAUUGCUCUAGAUUAUGUCACAAGGUCCACUCUUACUCAUUAUCCAAAAUAAAUGCUUUUUCUGAAAGAUCUAGUGAGACCGCCGGCCCAAAAACUAUCGAAAAUCUACUUUUUUCAUCAAUACACCACUUUUAUCAUCAUAAAGUGUUGAACGAAAUUUGGUUUUUGUAUCUGAAAAUCAUUCUAGGUUAUGUUACAAGGUCCCCUCUUAGGUAUUAUGCAAAAUAAAACCCCUUUCUAAGAAGUCUACUGAGACCGCCGGCCCAAAAACUAUCGAAAAUCUACUUUUUUCAUCAAUACACCACUUCUAUCAUCAUAAAGUGUUAAACCAAAAUUGAUUUUAGCAUCUGAAAAUCGUUCUAGGUUAUGCCACAAGGUCUAUUCUUAAUUAUUAUCCAGAAUAAAUGCCCUUUCUGAAAGGUCUACUGAGACCGCCGGGCACUUAUAUAAAAAUCUGGAUAAAAUCCAGGGUAACCCUGGAUAAAAUCCAGUGGUCUCAACUAUUUUCCCCAUGCAGCAUUAUUUAUCAAUUUCAUAGUUCAAUAUACCUCAAUAGGACCUCUAGACACACUGUGCAAAUUUUCAAGUGAAAAUAUUAAUUUUGACAUACUUUUCUAGGUUUUGAGUUUUCUGGUAAUAACCAAUUUUCAACAUUUUCGAAUGGAAAAAAGUAUUUUAUCGUAUUUAUUCAUUGAAGAUAAGCUUUUAUAUUGUAUAAGGUCUAAAGAAUUCGUAUUUCAAUUUACAAUUCAAUCCAUGAUUUUCUUCUAUAUUUUUUUGAAUAAUUGAAUGUAAAAUACAAAAAUGUAAUUUACUGUUUGUGUUUUUUCUAUCUCUCAAACGCAUCCUAUUCAAAUGAGAAAAACAGCAUGCGGGUUAUGUGGGCACACAUAGCGCAGUGGUAGAGCGCUGAGUUAGGGACCCAAUGGUAGCUACCAUAGGGUUCGAGUUCACAUACUGGAAACGUGUUGCAAAAUUUUUCAAUUUUUUUCGAAAAAAAAAAAUUUUUUUAGUGUGGGAGGCUUUUGCCCCCACACUAACGGUCUCACUAACUUUGAAAAUUUUUAUUUGAGGUCUCGCUAACUGUAGGGGUCGAUCCAGGCAGAAAAACAUGUAUGUUUCUCAUUUCUGCAAAAAUAUUUGAAUUUCAAUUUUUCAGAGAUGAAGAUGAAGUUGAAGUUGAAGCAGAAACCGAGGUGGAAACCAGUUCAACAGUUCAACAACAACUUCUAAAUCGAGAUGAAGACGAUUUAUUAGUUCAAUGUGAGUUGAAUGUAAAUUACCCGAAAAUUGGAAGUUCGUUGAAACCCAUGAAAAUUCUGACUAUUUUUCAUAGUAAAAAAAUUAGACAAUUCUGAAAAUUCAGAAAAUUUCUGCUUAUUCUUCAAAAAAUCCACUUUUCAGCUCCAUCUCACGAAGUUGUAAUAGUAGAUGAUAUGAAAAUGAGUGGAAUGAAUCUACAUCAACAAGCAGGACCAUCGGAAAAAUGUGUAGUCGAAACACUUCCACAAAGUUAUUAUGAUUCCACUGUUGAUCGACUUUUGGAUGAAAUUGAACGAUUCAAAUUGACCAUAUUGGUAAGUGUUUUUCAAUUAAUAUGAAAUGCCAUAUAAAACCCUUUUUUCAGAAAAAAGGGGAUACUGUUUCUCCGGCGAAUUUGCGUUCAAUUUUGGUGCGUUUCCAAAGUUUGCACAAUUCGAUUCUUGAUAAGCAGCCGACUGAUGGUAAUAUGGCUGUUCCGAUUUUCCCGAAUAGUGCUAGAAUGACUUAUCGACCGGGAAAAGGUGAGAAAUUUAUGAAAAAUUGAGAUUUUCAUGAUAAAAAUGUACCUAAUUUUUUAAAAGGUCUUCGAAUUUUUUUUCUCGUGUGACAUGAAAAAAACGUAUUUGAAUCAAGUCAAAAAAUGCCUUAUCCAGGCCUCGAAAAACCGGACACCCAAUAUAUGAAUUUGCGAGGCGGUGAUGUCACACUUUUACCAAUCGAAGAUGAAAUGAGCGAUGACGAGGGUUUGGCUGAAAAUACGGUGCUCUUCAAUUCAAAUAUUUGGAGCUGA